AUGCCGGCUCCGGAAGACCUGGGCCGAGAGAGGGUGGACCUGAUCGGCGACCGCUGGAUCCUCUGUGCCCCGGUCCUUGGCAACAACAGGCCCCGCAUUGGCUGGACCCAGCGAUGGCUUCCCGCAGUCGUUGUGGAGGUCACGGAUGAGUCAGAGGACCAGGACGUUCGCUGCCGGUGGGAGCUGCGCCAGUGGUACGACUGGGCGACCGGAGACCAGAUCGAGGUGACUACAGACCCCUUGUCGCUGGUGCAUGAAGCGGAAGCCCGCACGGUGCGGCGGCGGACUCCGCAUGCCUGGAACAUUCCAAAGACAAGCGACUGGAGCUCCAAUGUCUUGUACCCGCGGUGUGGAACCGAAAUGGCAGUUGGCGGUUGCGAGGUCGCCGUGUCUUUUAUUGUGUUCCAGUGGGGUGCCGCAAAGAUUGGGGUGCAGUACGACUCGCACUCUUGGGGCGCAUCUGAAGGCUCCACCGUGUCGAACCGAUUCAUUCAGAAGUUCUUCCAAGAUGCCGUCAUCCCCAAGUUUCAGUGCGACUACGAGGUUCUGACGGUCUUCAUCCAGCACAGCGAUGAGUUUGCGGGGAUCUCUCCUGAGUUCCUUGCCUCCCUUUGCCGCGGGCGUACGAUUUGUGCCCUCUACUUCCUGUGGCCCAUCCAGGGCUACCAAAGCUACGGCGAGAAGAUCCCCAUGCCGGCCGGCUACGUCACCGCGGACCCCUUCUUCCACCUGGUCUCCCGCAUGGAGGCAUCCGGGAUACCCACGAGGUGGCCGCACCCCGUGCAGCUUUGGAAGCUUCUGACCUCAAAGGACUGGAUCUCGCAGCUCUGCAGCUCCUGGCAGUUCCAGAUCCCGCUGACCACCCGGAUUUCGAAGGCACUGGUCUUACUGGACCCAGGGAAGGCCGCGCGGAGUGCACUUGCCGCCCUCCGGGUGUUGCAGCGGGCACGACAAGAGACCUGGAAGGCCACUCACUCGGAUUGGGGAGAUGGGGAAGCUGCGCUCGUUGUGAAGCUCGGCUACAGCUACGAGGCUGCGGACGUUCGAAUGGUCAAGGCCGAAGCAGCUCUGGCAGAGGCGAUGUAUUGCUUGGUAACGCAGCCAAACUACACCAAUGACUGCGUCUACGUACAGGAGCGCGUGCGCACGGUGCACCUUGAGGCCCGGUGCUUCGUUCUGAAUGGCGAAGUCGUGAAUGCGCUGUUCACGAGGUUUGCCAGGGUUGACUGCAACGGCUAUGUCCGAGACUACGAGAAGAGCUCAAGCAGCAAGGCGCAGGAAGACUGGCUCUUCGACGACGCCGCUGCGUUCGAGGAUGCCAGGUCGCAGAUGAAGCGCCUCUGCCACCUCUGGCAUUUGUGGCUCCUGGCGCAGUCCGCUGAGCCCACGGUCUCGGUUCGAAUCGACUUCCUGGUGGAGCGCGUGGCGCCUGGCAAGGCAGAGGUUUGGACUUGUGAGGUCGGGGAGCAGGGGUACAGCAUGGAAGGCAUUGACCCAGCCAUGGUCUUCAAGGCUGUAGUUGACACCGUGUGA
Symbiodinium natans is the source of this 1533-nucleotide messenger RNA. The record is from the annotation of a GenBank genome assembly. Lineage: Eukaryota; Dinophyceae; Suessiales; Symbiodiniaceae.